This is a messenger RNA of Fomitopsis serialis, 537 nucleotides long. RefSeq lists its product as uncharacterized. The record is from RefSeq and is a predicted model, not a curated record. Bases 1 to 537 code for a protein of 178 amino acids. The transcript is spliced from 3 exons. Lineage: Eukaryota; Fungi; Basidiomycota; Agaricomycetes; Polyporales; Fomitopsidaceae.
AUGUUCUACGCCCCCAUCCAUGGGUGUAUCGAGGACCUCUACUGGAGGCUGUGGGUCGAGGCGAACGACGUCGAGACGUCCCGCUCCGCGGUAGGUAGUCGGGGCGAGGCGUUCAAGACAGGACGGACGGACCGGGGCGAGGCCCCGAUGGAAUCCGCGAUCGUAGUUGGCUGGCAGGCCAUCAUGAAGGCAAUCCUCCCGACUGCCGUUGAUGGCGACUUGCUCAAGCUGGUCCACCUUUCGAUCGGGUUCCGACGUCGUCGAGGCGGCGCUGGGGAGAUCGUCGAGUUUGCGAAGCGUGAUGACGUGCCCGUUCUCGAGGUCCUGUCGUCUUUCUUGUGCCGUGGUCGUUACUCCGACUUAUUGUGCUCGCAAGCGUUAACACCAGCCGCGCCCCGCAGGCGGACGAGUGCGCACGGUAAGCUGCUGCCUCCCUACGCGUUUUUCGAGGGCGCCGAGCGUGCGGUUGAGUGGAGCCCAACAUCCCGCACCUUGCACGCCCUCGCCGGGCGCUGGCUCCUGAGCACCCUUAGCUGA